AUGGUUUUCUUAGGGUUGAACUAUUUCCCAUAUUGCCUAUAUUGUUCUCUACGGGUCAAAUGUGGAAAGAAAGGGAUGUCGACAUGGACCACAAUAGGUGCGAAGCCUCCAAUAGCACCGAAACCGACGGAGGAAGAUGAGUGGGAGACCGAUCCAGAUUUUGUUAAUGACAUGGAUGAAAAAGCAAGCCGUUGGGGUGCUAAAACUGUGGAAGGAUCCGGUCAUCAAGGACAUUUCAGCGUAGUGAAGAUGAGGCAAGAAGCUCUUGAAGCGGACAAAAUCCACCAGCAAAUGCCAAAGACUAGCGAGGGUUAUGGAGGAAAAUUUGGUGUAAUGACCGAUAGAAUGGACAAGGCAGAAGUGUCAUUCGACUAUAAAGGCAGAGUGGAUCCACAUGCCUCUCAAAAAGAUUAUGCUGUUGGAUUUGGUGGUAACGGUUUUGAAACAGACAGGAAAGAUAAGUCUGCUGCCGGAUGGGACGAAAAAGUUGAACUUUCGAAACAUGAAAGUCAAAAAGAUGCAUCAUCCGGAUACGGCGGUCGUUUCGGCGUUCAAAAGGACAGAAAAGACAAAUCAGCUGUAGGAUGGGACGAAAAAGUUGAACUUUCGAAGCAUGAAAGCCGAAAAGACGUUACUACCGGUUACGAAGGCCGUUUUGGAGUACAGAAAGAUCGCGUGGAUAAGUCUGCAGUGGGCUGUGUUGAACAUACAGAUCUUACAAAGCAUGAGAGUCAAAUGGACUAUAAAAAAGGGUUUGGUGGAAAGUUUGGAGUCCAGACUGAUAGGCAGGACAAAUCGGCAGCCGGAUGGGAUACACUUGAGCAAGUCCCAAAACACCCCAGUCAGCAAGAUUACAAACAAGGUUUCGGUGGCAAAUUCGGUGUACAAUCAGAUAGACAAGAUAAGUCUGCCGUUGGAUACGAUACUCAUGACGAUUUGAAAAAGCAUGAAAGUCAAAUGGACUAUAAAAAAGGAUUUGGAGGCCAGUUUGGUGUGCAGAGGGACAGGCAGGAUCGAAGCGCUAGUUUUUUCAUGGAUAUCUCCACUGGACCAAAUGGCGCCCCAAAUGGACUCUGCUGGCACAUGUGUGAUUGGCUCAUGUUGGCAAUGAUUCUAUUGUUGAAAACAUGGAGUCAAUGUUCUUUAUGGAAUUUUUCGUCUCUUUCUGCACACCCAUCUCUCACAGGAUUUAUGCAGGUGUCUUGGAAGAAGCUGUAUACGCGUUUUGAGAAUCGGUUAUAAUUUUUCGUUGUUCGGCCUACUUUUGGUGUUACAAGGAACGACAUUUGUUUGACUGUUCGAAGGUGGUUCUGACUCUCACGGUACUGGAGACGAUGUAUCGUCUAUGGAAGUACGAAAUCAGGGCAAGUCUGAAUGCAGAGCUAUCAACAUCUACGGGGUAUUGAGACAAGCAGGUGCCCUUCAUGCAGGUAAUCACACCUGUUCACACUCUGGAGUUCAUCAGAACUCGGUGGAUGCCUAAGUAGCCGUGUCCGUGUAGG
Cylicocyclus nassatus is the source of this 1502-nucleotide messenger RNA. NCBI's taxonomy places the organism in Eukaryota, Metazoa, Nematoda, Chromadorea, Rhabditida, Strongylidae. The record is from the annotation of a GenBank genome assembly.